Molecule: messenger RNA, 1575 nt
Organism: Oryza brachyantha (malo sina)
Lineage: Eukaryota; Viridiplantae; Streptophyta; Magnoliopsida; Poales; Poaceae
Product: ASC1-like protein 2
Exons: 6
Coding region: 113-1027 (304 amino acids)
Biological process (GO): ceramide biosynthetic process
Cellular component (GO): membrane; endoplasmic reticulum
Molecular function (GO): sphingosine N-acyltransferase activity
Source: RefSeq, a predicted model, not a curated record
UUGUCGAGCCGCGCAAGCGCACCGCGUCUUCUCGCUUCGCUCCUCCUCGGCUUCUCCUCUCCUCUCCAUCUCUCUCUCCAGCGGACGACGGGCGGCGAGCGGGCGGCGGGUCAUGGGCAUCCCGCAGGUCGACUGGGAGGCGGAGAGCUACCCCGCCUACUCGGACUUCGCCGCGAUCCCCUUCUUCGCCGUCUUCUUCUUCGUCGUCCGUUACCUCCUCGACCGCUUCGUCUUCGAGUGGUUAGCCAGGAGACUGAUUUUCAAUAAAGAUGACGAUAAGCUUGAUCUUGCAACGUAUGCAGGGGGGAUAAAGAUAAGAAAGUUUAAGGAAUCAGCUUGGAAAUGCAUAUAUUUCCUUUCUGCUGAAUUAUUGGCCCUGUCUGUUACAUACAAAGAGUCCUGGUUCACUAGCACAGAAAAUUUCUGGGUUGGGCCAGGAGAGCAGGUCUGGCCAGAUCAAAGAAUAAAAUUUAAACUCAAGCUGGUCUACAUGUAUGCUGCUGGGUUUUAUACAUACUCAAUAUUUGCUCUUCAGUUAUGGGAAAUAAGGCGCUCAGAUUUUGGUAUAUCAAUGGUUCAUCAUGUAGCAUCUGUUUUUCUCAUAGCAUUAUCUUACAUAUUCAGAUUUGCUCGUGUGGGUUCAAUUGUCCUCGCCAUCCAUGAUGCAAAUGAUGUGUUCCUGGAAUUGGGAAAGAUUUCUAAGUACAGUGGCUACCAGUUGCUUGCUGAUGUUUCAUUUCUUGCCUUUGUCUGUUCUUGGGCAGUCCUUCGUCUGAUAUAUUAUCCAUUCUGGAUUCUCUGGAGCACAAGCUAUGAAGUUGUGCGGUUUUUGGACAAGAAGAAGCAUAAGUUUGAUGGUCCAAUAUACUAUUAUGUAUUUAACUGUCUUCUCUUCUCCCUCCUUGUUCUACACAUAUAUUGGUGGGUAUUAAUGUGUCGAAUGCUUAUGAAGCAAAUACAAUCUAAAGGGCAUGUUGGGGAUGAUGUCCGAUCUGAUUCUGAAGGUGAAGAAGAGCAUGAGGAUUGACCAUCUGUGUAGAUCCUGAAGGAUCAAAGGGUUAGUCCGUUUAACUGCUUCACUACGACACUAAGCUGAGAUAUUACCAUGCUGUGCCGUGUCUUCAAAUCACUAUUUUGUUUUACUUCUAUUCUGCCUCUUCAUAGGUAAACAAUACAUUAGUGUACUUAUCUGGACGAGCAUCACAGAUAUAUGUUACCUGGGUAUUAUCCAUUUAUGUAAAUUAGGUAAAUGCUGUAUAGUAUCUACACAAUACUCAAUGGAAGCACAUGAGUUGUGCACAUAUCUUCCUCUAUCGGCUAAGUCCAUGCAACCUUUUCAUCAAGUUGUUCAUGAUAGCAACGUAGAAAAUUGCAUUUGUUAAUCUUUCUUAGAGCUAAAGUGCAGGUUGGCCUUUUACAUAUGAUAGUACAGAAGCAGAUAACAACUUAUGCCCCUUUCCAAAGGUAAUUUAUAUUCCUUUACCACAUUUGACAAGAUAUUAUAUUCAGGUACCCUAUACAUGUUUUUAGUUAAUAUUGUAAAAUAUAAUCAAAAUUCUGUUAAUCAUCUUUGAG